AGACCAGAUAUUCUUGGUUUGUUAGUUUCUCUGGGUCAAAGGAGUGAAAUGCUCUUGCCUGCUUGUCGCAGGCUCACAGCUCCAGGAAACCUUCCUUCAGGCUGAGUGGGGAGGAACCAGAAAAGCUGCACUGGAUGACUCACUGGAUUUCUCAGUGAGAGGUCAAGGAGUCAUCAUUUUAAACAAUGAGUGUUUGAAUACUGAAGAUAUUCAGUGAUUUCACAGAGAACUGUUCCAAGGUGUCCAUCCGUCUGCAGCUACUGCUGCUGUGCCUCCGGAUUUUAAUACGUCUUCAUACUUCUACGGAAAAUAAAUCAGGUUUUAUGUUUUUAUGACAGAUUUUAAAUGAAGAUUUUACACAUAAAACGUGAUGUUCUCGCUCUGUCACGUUCCCUCACCUCAUCUCUUCUCUGAGGAAACAACGCACAGAUAGACGGAAGUGGGCGGAGCUCGGAGCUGCUCUGAGGUCUCGCCGGCUCGUGCGUGUUGUCGUGAUCGAUUCCUGAAUGGAAAUCAAUGGAUCGAUCAGUCGGGCCGCGUGCGUGCUGCUGAGCGUGUGCGUGGCCCUGACGUCACAGGAGCGGCCAGAUGACGCGGGAGGCUGGUGGGUGGAUUCAGACGUCAGGUUCCAGGAUGAAGGUUCCUGUAACAUCGACGUGUUGGACGGAGCCUCGCUCUCAUACCAACAGUUCAUUGAAAGAUACGCCUACAGUCGACCGGUCGUCCUCAGAGGUCUGACUGAUAACACGAAAUUCAAGCUGCUCUGCUCCAAGUCGACUUUACUACAAGAAUACGGCUCUCGGAAAGUGCGGCUCAGUACAGCUAACACUUAUUCUUACAGGAAAGUGGACGUCCCUUUCCAGGAGUACGUGGACAAGUUCCUGAGGCCUCAGUCCACCGACGCUCUCGGCAGCGACACCAUGUAUUUUUUUGGAGACAACAACUUCACCGAGUGGCAGCGUCUGUUCGAUCACUACGAGUCUCCACCGUACGUCCUGCCUCACACCAGCGGAGCGUACAGCUUCGGCAUCGCAGGUCCUGGAACCGGAGUUCCUUUUCACUGGCACGGCCCCGGUUACUCUGAGGUCAUCUACGGAAGAAAGCGUUGGUUCCUCUACCCGCCUGACAAGGAGCCUCACUUCCACCCGAACCACACCACCCUGUCCUGGGUGAGGGACACCUACCCCAACCUGCCCGAGCACGAGGCUCCACUGGAGUGCACCAUCAGGCCGGGAGAGGUGCUGUAUUUCCCUGACCGCUGGUGGCACGCCACUCUCAACCUGGACACCAGCGUUUUCAUCUCCACCUUCCUGGGCUGAGCGUCUCAGCUCUCCCAUAUUUCUUUUUUUUUUUUUAAGAAUCACUUCUGUUUGAGUUUUUCCUUCAGGAAAAGAAACAGACUCAACGACACGAGGACGAAUCCGACAAACUGCUUUUUCUCCUGGUUUUAUUUUGGUCCGGAUGAUGAAGACGUUUCA
This is a messenger RNA of Paralichthys olivaceus (Japanese flounder), 1478 nucleotides long. Lineage: Eukaryota; Metazoa; Chordata; Actinopteri; Pleuronectiformes; Paralichthyidae. The record is from RefSeq and is a predicted model, not a curated record.